UUAGCAGAGCUCGUCUGUUCAGGAGUGACGUGUAGGCGGCUAGGGAACCCCUAAGUAAAAGGGCUUGGCCGAGUUCGGGUCCGGAGGGAGAGUCACUGACCGCUUCCGAGAGCUGGAUUCCCGGACCCCCAGUGCGCAUGCGGAGCCGAUCCCCCAGGGCGGGCCCGAGGCUGAGGCCCGGCCCCAAACUUCGAGGUUGCUUCAGAGAACCAUAAUCAAGCUGCGCCUCCCGGGGCCAGGUUCUUAUAGACCGAGCGUGACCAAAUGUUGUCCCCUCCCUGGGUGCAAAGCUCAGUUUUUGCCCCCUACAAAUUGGAUUGCAGCGUGGCUUCCGUAAGCCGCUUGGAGCAGGCCGGGACGGGGCCUGGCAGACCACCGGUAAUGCAGGCGGACCUCCAGGAAUGUUCUCCUCCCCGCCCCCAGCCCAAAGUGCCACGGUGGCGCUGGUGGCCGUCGCGAGAUCGAAUGUCUCCGGCCCUGCCAGCUUCACAACCACAACCUGUAAUUCUGACUCGGAGCGAGGCCGGCUGGGGAGGCGCCCCGCCCACCUCUCCCUGUGGCUGCUAGUCGGCUCAGACCUCUAAUCACCCCCCUCCUAAACGGGUUGAAGCACCUGCCGGAUGUGGGGAGGGAGGAGGAGGAGGCCACAUGUGAGGAGGCAGAUGUAAGUGCCGAGACAAUGGUCGGCGCCUUGGUGGGGAAGCGGAAUGGACAAACCUGCAAUCGCCCCUGGGAAGCCGGCCCUGGGAUGUGGGGAGAUGAUGAUGGUUGGCCUUGCCCUCCAGGAGCACUCAACUUGGCACCCGAGCACCUACCUGCCGCCCGUUAUGCAGCUGCUCUAGCGGGUGGGACUGUAGAGUCAGAUGGGACUGGGCCUAGCCUUUCAGUCAACUCUUGAAGCUUCCCAGCCACCCCCGAAUCCCCAUCCCUACUCCUAACCCUCACUCCACCCUGUCUCUAGUCCUUUCCAACUUGGGUGUCCGGUUACUGCUCUUCUGUUCUUACUGUGACUUUGGCCCAGGCUAGGGGGAAAUGGCUCAGGAGGGUCCCGUGCGGCUGCAUAAAAUUGGCAGCUUCAGAAACAGGGAGGAGGUGGGGUGUGAGACGUCGAGGGGCGGGGAGAGGAGGCGGAGGAGCUGCUCUCUGAGUGCAAGUCCGUGGACUCUCAGAGAUCCUCAGGUCGGAGCAGAGGUGGCCAGCAGGCCCACCAGAUUUCUUUCCACUGCCUGCUUUUUCGGACUGGAGUCACAGCUGUUCUGAAGGGCUUAGUCCCGGACAAUAGGGUGCCACGCACGCGCUGAUACCCCGAGUGCUCGCAGGGCUUCCAGCUAAUCAUGCCACAGCCGCCCGCAGCUGCCUUGGUGCUGCCCCUGCUGCUGCUACUGAUGGUAGUGCAGACGCCGCCCCUGGCGGGCGCGCGGGCGUCCCCGGGCCCUGAUUACCUGCGACGCGGCUGGCUGCGGCUGCUGGCGGAGGGCGAGGGCUGCGCUCCCUGCCGGCCAGAAGAGUGUGCCGCGCCGCGGGGCUGCCUGGCCGGCCGGGUGCGCGAUGCGUGCGGCUGCUGUUGGGAAUGCGCCAACCUCGAGGGCCAGCUCUGCGACCUGGACCCCAGCGCCCACUUCUACGGGCGCUGCGGCGAGCAGCUUGAGUGCCGGUUGGACGCAGGCGGCGACCUGAGCCGCGGAGAGGUGCCGGAGCCUCUGUGCGCCUGCCGUUCGCAGCGCCCGCUCUGCGGUUCGGACGGCCGCACCUACGCGCAGAUCUGCCGCCUGCAGGAGGCGGCCCGCUCUCGACCGGACGCCAACCUCACCGUGGCGCACCCAGGGCCCUGCGAAUCGGGCCUCCCACCUCCAUCCCCAGAGCCCCAGAUAGUGUUGCACCCAUAUGACAUUUGGAAUGUGACGGGGCAGGAUGUGAUCUUUGGCUGUGAGGUGUUUGCCUAUCCCAUGGCCUCCAUCGAGUGGAGAAAGGAUGGCUUGGACAUUCAGCUGCCAGGGGAUGACCCCCACAUCUCUGUGCAGUUUAGGGGUGGACCCCAGAGGUUUGAGGUGACGGGCUGGCUGCAGAUUCAGGCUGUGCGUCCCAGUGAUCAGGGCACCUACCGCUGCCUGGCCCACAAUGCCCUAGGCCAGGUGGAGGCCUCAGCUAGCCUGACAGUGCUCACACCAGCUGAACUCCACAGGCAUCCCCCAGCUGUCAUCCCUGCACCUGGUUCCUGAGGAGGAGGCUGAGAGUGAAGAGGGCGAAGAUUACUACUAGGUCCGGAACCCUGGCCCUUGGGGGUGGGUGAGUGGGGAUAGUUUUCAUCCCUGCUCUUGAAAAAAAAACUAGAAUAGGGGAGCAGAGCCCCUUCACUGAUUACUUUAAUGCCCUGAAGCAGGGAAGAUGUGGCAGUGGGUGGGAGGGACCAAAGUUGGAGGAGGGUAAUGAGAGAAGCUAAGACUAGGGGAGGUGGGAUGCAGAGGGGCCCAUGCAGGAGAUGCUCUGGCCAGGACAGUCUCCUGAGUAGAUCAGCCAGGAGGAAGGCAACAGCUGCCUGCUGGUCUUUAGCCGGGUGGGGGUUGGGGGGAGCAGAGCAGACACAAAGGGGUGCAGACACCAGGAUCCUCCACUUCUUUCUGGCAGCAUUUGCUCCAGCCCUGCUCAGCCAGUCUUUUGCUCUUCUUCACAGAUCCUGCUGUUAUUUUCCUAGUCGCCAAUCUUUGUCUAACCUCAGCUAACCCUUCCUCAAAACUCACCUUGAGAUUUUCUCUUUCCUAAGUCCAAAUUGUACUUACUAACUAUGGUCCUCUUUACUGUUUGCCAUCUGCUGUCCAGAAGAGCACGAUGGAGCAUGAUUUAGUUCAGUGCAGUAAGAUGGACAUUUGGUCAUGCCUAAUUUCUCGUGUCCUUUUAGAAACUCCAUGAGGGCAGCACCAUAUCUUAUACUACUCUGUAUUGUACGAUGCCUAGCACAGGACUAGGCACAGUAGGCACACAAUAAAGAUUUAUGAACAA
Messenger RNA from Vicugna pacos (alpaca), 2997 nucleotides. Lineage: Eukaryota; Metazoa; Chordata; Mammalia; Artiodactyla; Camelidae. The record is from RefSeq and is a predicted model, not a curated record.